Notechis scutatus (mainland tiger snake) is the source of this 4077-nucleotide messenger RNA. The record is from RefSeq and is a predicted model, not a curated record. NCBI's taxonomy places the organism in Eukaryota, Metazoa, Chordata, Lepidosauria, Squamata, Elapidae.
GCCUUGUUCUCUCUUCUCUCUCCGAGAGGGGAGGGGGCGGGAGGAGUGAGCGGCUCCUCAAAAGGGCGAGGCGGAGGUGGGGAGAACCACCCACCUACCCUUCUCAGCCUGUCCCGGACAACGUGUGCCUUCCUUCAUGAGGUGGAGCCUGCUUGAUUGACAACUCUUGGAUCAAGGAAGUACAGUUGGGAAAGAAACUUCUCCAUCACCUCCUUCCUAAGCCAGGAGCUAAGACACUUUCCUUUGUCCAUGGCUGACCCCAUCAUGGACCUCUUCGACGAUCCUAACCUCUUUGGCUUGGACUCAUUGACUGAUGAGAGCUUUAACCAGGGCGCUCCAGACUCCAUUGAAGAGGCCUUGGGGCUUUCAGGGGCCACCCUAGACUCCUUAGCGGGAGGCUCCAAAGACCAGCAGGUUACCCCUCAGCCGGAGCCCUCCCAACCAGAGACCCUGCCACUCCCCGAUAUGCGACCAGAGUCUGUGAUUGAGCCGCCCCAGCAAGAUCAGCCAGGCCUUCUACAGGUCCCUCAGGAUCAAGAGGUUCUCAGCCAAGGCAACCCGUUCAUGGGAGUCUCGUUGGCCACAACCACUUCAAUGGUUUCACCCUCUUCUUCUGCCAGGGACCAGCAAGCCACCGUGCCCCCUCCGGCCCCCAAGAUCGUCAUCCUGAAAGCCCCCGCUGGAAGCUCCAUGACUGGUGCUCACGUUGCCCAGAUCCAAGCUCAGCCCAUUGCGGCAGCCAAUGGGGGCAAAGUGACCUUCGCCAAGGUCCUGACGGGAACCCCUUUGCGUUCUGGGGUCUCCAUCAUCUCAGGCAAUGCAGUGCUGGCCACCAAAGUGUCCUCUGGAGCCGGGGCACCCGCUACACUCCACCGGCUGGUGCAACCUGGACAUCCCGUCAAGCAGCUCGUCCUGCAGCCCAUGAAGAGCCAAGCGGGAGGGAACAUGGGGGCUGCUCCACUCAAACCUGCCGUGACCCUGACCUCGACUCCAGCUCAGGUGAGCACACAGUUCUUCCAGGGCGAGUCCAAACGCAUCACUUUGGUUCUCCAGCAACCCCCGACUGGCGGAAAUGCCCUGGGACAGCGGAAAGUUGUUUUGGGCAGCUUGCCUGGCAAGAUUGUCCUUCAAGGGAAUCAGCUGGCCGCCCUAAGCCAGGCCAAAGGAGUGCCAGGGCAACCUGCCAAGGUGGUGACCAUCCAGCUACAGGUUCAGCAGCCGGGACAGCAACAGCAACCCAGCGGCCAGCUGGGGACUCAGAAGAUCCAGCUCUUGCAACCAACCACAGCUGGCACCUCUGGCCAGCAGGCCCCUUUAAGCAUACCAGCAGUCCAACAAGGCCAAGUGGUUGGGGGCUCAGGUCAGAGGGUGACGGUCCCAGUGAAAGUCGUGCUGCAGCCACAGGCCAGCUCGUCCAAAGGCAGUACCUCGGGACUCUCGGUGGUGAAGGUGCUGAGCAGCAGCGAGGUGGCGGCCCUCCCAUCCUCCAGUGGUACAACACGGAGCAGCUCGGACGAAUCCCGCAAGCUGGAGCAUCAGAAGAAGCAGGAGAAGGCCAACCGGAUCGUGGCAGAGGCCAUCGCUCGGGCCCGAGCCAGGGGCGAGCAGAACAUCCCUCGGGUGCUGAAUGAGGACGAGCUUCCCUGUGUUCGGCCAGAAGAGACAGGAGAACGAAAGCGGUGCCGGAAGGGCGGGGGCGAGCGCAUCCCCAAAGAGGACAGGCCACGCAAGGGCAGAGGCCAGGGGGGAUCCGGCAAGAGCAAAGGCCGAGGGAAAACCAGCACGAUCACGCCAGUUGUGGGGAAGAAACGGAAACGGAAUACUUCUUCAGACAAUUCAGAUGCUGAGGUGAUGCCAGCCCAGUCUCCGCGUGAGGAGGAAGAGGCCAGCAUCCAGAAACGACGUUCAAACCGUCAGGUGAAGCGAAAGAAAUAUACAGAAGAUCUGGAUAUCAAGAUCACGGAUGAUGAAGAUGACGAGGAGCUGGACGUGACCGGCCCCAUUAAGACCGAACAGCCCCCAGCUCCAGAACCACUUGCUCCAGAACCUACCCCUGAAGGAGAGACAUUGCCAUCAAUGCAGUUCUUUGUGGAAAACCCGAGUGAAGAGGAUGCUGCCAUCGUAGACAAAGUCCUGUCCAUGCGUGUGGUGAAGAAGGAGCUACCCAACGGGCAGUUCACAGAAGCGAAAGAAUUCUUCGUGAAAUACAAAAACUACUCUUACUUGCAUUGUGAAUGGGCCACCAUUGCUCAACUGGAGAAGGACAAGAGGAUCCACCAGAAACUCAAACGGUUUAAGACCAAAAUGGCUCAGAUGAGGCACUUCUUCCAUGAGGAUGAGGAGCCUUUCAACCCAGACUAUGUGGAAGUUGACCGCAUCCUGGAUGAAUCGCACAGCAUUGACAAGGACAACGGGGAGCCGGUGAUCUAUUAUCUGGUAAAAUGGUGUUCACUCCCUUAUGAAGACAGCACGUGGGAACUGAAAGAAGACGUGGACGAAGGGAAGGUCCGAGAGUUCAAAUGCAUCCAGUCCAGGCACCCUGAGCUCAAACGGGUGGCUCGACCCCAGGCAGGUUCCUGGAAAAAGCUGGAACUUUCCCAUGAAUACAAGAACGGCAAUCAGUUGCGCGAAUAUCAGCUGGAAGGUGUAAACUGGUUGCUUUUCAACUGGUACAAUAGGCAAAAUUGCAUCCUGGCCGACGAAAUGGGGUUGGGUAAAACCAUCCAAUCCAUCGCCUUCUUGGAGGAAGUGUAUAACGUGGGAAUCCGGGGGCCCUUCCUGGUCAUCGCCCCUCUGUCCACCAUCACCAACUGGGAGCGGGAAUUCAACACCUGGACCGAGAUGAACACCAUCAUAUACCAUGGCAGCCUGGCAUCCCGCCAGAUGAUUCAACAAUACGAGAUGUACUGUAAGGAUUCCCGGGGUCGCCUGAUCCCAGGCGCAUACAAGUUUGAUGCCCUGAUCACCACCUUUGAGAUGAUCCUGUCGGACUGUCCUGAGCUGAGGGAGAUUGAGUGGCGUUGUGUGAUCAUUGAUGAAGCUCACCGCCUGAAGAACCGCAACUGCAAACUGCUGGACAGCCUCAAGCAUAUGGACCUGGAACACAAAGUGUUAUUGACGGGCACCCCUCUCCAGAACACCGUGGAAGAACUGUUCAGCCUCCUGCAUUUCCUUGAACCCUCCCAGUUCCCCUCUGAAUCGGAGUUCCUUAAGGACUUUGGGGACCUCAAAACUGAAGAGCAGGUGCAGAAACUGCAGGCGAUCUUGAAGCCCAUGAUGCUCCGGCGGCUGAAGGAGGAUGUUGAGAAGAAUUUGGCCCCCAAACAGGAAACUAUCAUUGAGGUGGAGCUGACCAACAUCCAGAAAAAGUACUACCGGGCCAUCCUAGAGAAGAACUUCAACUUCCUCUCCAAGGGGGCGGGGCACAGCAACAUGCCCAACCUUCUCAACACCAUGAUGGAGCUACGCAAGUGUUGCAACCACCCCUACCUCAUCAAUGGUGCCGAGGAGAAGAUCUUGACCGAGUUUCGGGAUUCCUGCCACCACCACGUGCCCCAUGACUUUCCCCUGCAGGCCAUGGUGCGUUCCUCUGGGAAAUUGGUGCUGAUGGAUAAACUGCUUCCUAAACUGAAAGCCGGAGGACACAAGGUGCUGAUUUUUUCCCAGAUGGUCCGUUGCCUCGACAUCCUGGAAGACUACCUCAUCCAAAAGAGGUAUCUCUACGAGCGUAUUGAUGGGCGGGUGCGUGGCAAUCUGCGUCAGGCCGCCAUUGACCGCUUUAGCAAGCCUGAUUUGGAUCGCUUUGUGUUCCUUCUCUGCACCCGGGCGGGAGGUCUCGGCAUCAACCUCACAGCUGCUGAUACCUGCAUAAUUUUUGACUCAGACUGGAAUCCUCAAAACGACUUGCAGGCACAAGCUCGCUGCCACCGCAUUGGACAGAGCAAGGCCGUGAAAGUUUACCGCCUCAUCACUCGGAAUUCCUACGAGCGGGAGAUGUUUGACAAAGCCAGUCUCAAGCUGGGGCUGGACAAAGCUGUCCUGCAGUCCAUGAGCGGACGAGAAGGGAGCAUCACUGGG